AAAAAGCAGAAGAAGCAGAAGAAGCAGAAGAAGCAGAAGAAGCAGAAGAAGCAGAAGAAGCAGAAGAACGAAAACACACGCUCUCUCUCAACUCUUCACCCACUCUUCCACUCCUUCUGGAACUUGUCGCGAUCUCGAUCAACCGAGUCGAUCCAUCGUCAUCGUCGCGUUUUCCACGAACAAACCAAGACAUCAAAAAAGAAAGAACCAUCAUCCUUCACGUCGAGCAGCGACUGUAGGGGAGACAUUGACUUGUUUAUCUCCCGCAAACGGUACGGCGCCAGACCAGUUACUUCUCUCGACGUCUACCUCUCACUUCUUUCACCCACACUUUACUCUCUCUUCGCGACCUCUCUUCUCUUCCGACUUCGAACUAGCGAUCUUACCGCGACUUCGAACGUCGUCCUCAUCUCAUCUCAAGUCUGAAAUCGAUCUGACAAAGCUUCUCUCGAUAGCCUGACACACGAUAUAUCACCUUGCGCGCACGUUUCGUAGAUCGUAAAUCACAAAUACCGCCAAGAUGAACUCUAUCCAGACUCAUCCUGAGAACGCGAUGCAGGCGAAGACCUUCAUCGCGCCCGGCUCUCUCUCCUUCCCAGGUGGCGCUGGCGAUCUCACUCCACCCUCCUCCGAGGCCGAGAAGAUGAAUGGUCAGCAGAAGCAGGGUGCGAAUGGAGGUCAGGCAGUCCAGGCCAACGGCCAGACGAACGGCCACGGGGUGACUCCCGCGACACCGGCUGCCACUCCCGGCGCGACUCAGGGAGUUAGCGGAAUUGUUCCUACCUUGCAAAAUAUCGUUGCCACCGUCAACCUUGAUUGUCGGCUGGAUCUCAAGACGAUCGCGCUGCAUGCGAGGAACGCGGAAUACAACCCAAAGCGUUUCGCCGCCGUGAUCAUGCGUAUCCGUGAGCCGAAGACAACGGCGCUCAUCUUCGCGUCGGGCAAGAUGGUCGUGACGGGUGCGAAGUCGGAGGAUGACUCCAAGCUGGCGUCGCGCAAGUACGCGCGCAUCAUCCAGAAGCUCGGCUUCAACGCCAAGUUCACCGACUUUAAGAUCCAGAACAUUGUCGGCUCGUGCGACAUUAAGUUCCCCAUCCGCCUUGAGGGUCUGGCUUCCAAGCAUCACAACUUCAGCUCUUACGAGCCGGAGCUGUUCCCUGGUCUGAUCUAUCGCAUGAUCAAGCCCAAGAUCGUGCUGCUCAUCUUCGUGUCGGGCAAGAUCGUCCUCACGGGUGCAAAGGUCAGGGAGGAGAUCUACCAGGCCUUCGAGAUGAUCUACCCCGUGCUCCAAGGUAAAUUCCAUCUUUUUAACUUCCGUCGAAUGCACAAUACUAACACCACUAAGAUUUCAAAAAGGUCUAAACCACCUUCCAAACCACGGACGCAAACGGGUCUCGAUCAACUCUUUACCUUGCUGCUCAUCCAGCUCGGUGUACUACCACCUUAUCCGCAACUGUAGAUUAUUGUUUUCACGAUACCACGAUUCACACCCAAAAGCUUCGUACUCUCAUUUUCCUUUUCACACACACACAACACGACAAAGGGCCUUGAUGCAUGCUUGCGGCGCCACUCACGACCUCGGAGUCUGGCCAAAACAAACACAUACCCUCCCGCAGAACCGGGGAGCCACACAUCAACUCAGAUCACCUUUUCGUCGUUAUCAUCGCGACCGUUAUUUUUGUUACCUUUCUUGCAUUGCACACGGCGUUUAUUUGGGCGGGCGAAAGAUGGGAAUCCGGGGGGGCGCGGGCAGGACUUUUUUACUUUACGUUACAUCCCGCAGCUGUGCUGAAUCUCCAAUUUUUGAAGGGGACACAAAUAUUGACGCGGCUUGUUUUUUUCCUCGCCCUCUGACCCUGUGGGUUAUGGUGGAGAACAACAGCGCGGAGAGAGAAAUCGGGGGCUUUUAUUGGGGUGUUCUUUUUACUUAAUUUGAGCGAAAUGGGAAAGAUCAGAGAGAGAGAGAGAGACCAGCGUAUUUAUUGCCUGGCUUUGAGUGGAUGAGGGGAUGAGGGGAUGAUGAUAUUAUUGGGAGCCUCCAGGGGGGAGGGGGAGCGAGCAGCUUCCGAGUUUUUGAGACGGGGCUGGCUCAGGUGGCUCUGAGUGAGGGAUAGAGAGAUUAUUUGCGUAAUGGUGUCGCUCUUGCGGAGGAGUUGCAUGCAUGGGCUGCAGUUUAGUGGUGGACUAGCUGUGAGGGAGGGCUGAGGGAUAGUGAAUACCAGCUCUUGAUAACAUGA
Molecule: messenger RNA, 2237 nt
Organism: Pseudogymnoascus destructans
Lineage: Eukaryota; Fungi; Ascomycota; Leotiomycetes; Thelebolales; Thelebolaceae
Gene: SPT15
Product: TATA-binding protein
Exons: 3
Coding region: 521-1459 (312 amino acids)
Biological process (GO): DNA-templated transcription initiation
Molecular function (GO): DNA binding; RNA polymerase II general transcription initiation factor activity
Source: RefSeq, a predicted model, not a curated record